Physella acuta is the source of this 977-nucleotide messenger RNA. Its product is annotated as WD repeat-containing protein 54. The record is from RefSeq and is a predicted model, not a curated record. Gene Ontology annotation, molecular function: histone binding. Gene Ontology annotation, cellular component: Set1C/COMPASS complex. NCBI's taxonomy places the organism in Eukaryota, Metazoa, Mollusca, Gastropoda, Physidae.
AAAUGUUUCGUAAAGAAAAACCGAUUACUUUGAAAGCAUCGGCAUCUUCUCUUUGUAAUAAUCUUGCUCUUCACUUAAUGCCAGAGAAGCGACAAAUAGGAUACGCCGUUGUUCACAAAUCUAUGGUUAACAUAGCUUGUGCAACACCUGACGGAAGUGUAGUUACAGGUCGACAGGUUAUAUGCAAAGAACCAUCGGUAACACAAGGUCUACCCUUUGUUUUGCAAGCAAAGUGGGUCACACUUCCUUCACGUUCUGUCUUAGUUUUAACUUCAUCAAGAGGUAUACAGGUAUUUGAAUCUGAUGGAUCAGCAAUGGUUUAUUGGCACUCAUUAAGUGAUUCUCCAGAUGUAGGGCAUUGUGCUAAAGGUAUUGCAGGAGUUGGAGAAAAUUUUCUGUGUAUAGGAACUGAUGAUGGUUCCAUAUUAGUGUUCAGUUUGCCAGUAAAGGGAACUAAUAUCAAAUUAGAACACACACUUACAGGCCACAAGGCACCAAUUUCAGAUCUAGCUUCAGAACAAAACACAUUGGUCAGUGCUGAUGACAUGGGCUGCAUUAUUGUUUGGAAGUUAAAUGGAGGAGAUUUUGAUCAAGUUUCAAACAUCAAAGCCAAUGGCUGGCCAUGCAACAGUGUGGCCAUCUGGAAGGGUGUCAUCGUUGCAGGUUUUGCGUCUGGCCACCUGCGAGUGUACAACGCCACAACAGGUUGUCUGGGAGCUGAAGUCACAGCACACGCCCGCACCAUCAAUGCUGUGGAUAUCUCUACGGACACUGGCAUGGUGAUCUCUGCCAGUGAUGAUACAUUCUUCAGGAUUUGGCAACUCAAACCACUAAAUGCCCCUCAGAUUGAGUUCAGACACAGCGAGUGUGUGCCUGAUUUACAGCUUGUGGGAGCCAAGUUCAUCGACGAGAAAGGGGGAGCACUAUGUGUCACUGGUUACGACAGCUCAGACAUUCUUUUUUUUGUCCGCACUUAA